ACGCAGCACCAGCACACGAUGCCGUCGACGACGCCGAAGCCGGUCAACGUGUCGCAGGUCCCCAUCACCAUCAUCAUGAACCAGGAGCCGCCGUCAGCGGGCCCCGCGCCGCAAGUCUGCGCCGAGGCCAACGCCGUCGACACGCCCCUGGGGAGACUCCGCCAGGCCAUGAGGAACAUCAGCUAUACUCAAAUGAACGCCUUCUUCGACGCCUUUAUCAUAUUUUACAGCGACGAACAUCUGAGCGAGGAGCCGGCUGCGGCGGAGCGUCGUCUGGAGUGGGUGAGCGGGUGGGACGGCGCGGGCACGGCGGCUGUGCUGGCGGACGGCGGCGCGGCGAUCUGGGUGGCGGCGGGCGACGUGCGCCGCGCCCGCGACGCACUUACAUGCGCCUGGCUCGUCAUCGACGCUGACGACCCCAGCCAGCCCACUAUCACGGAGUGGAUCGCUGAACGGCCAUCCCGCAACGGUCGCGUGGGCGGAGAUGCGCGGCUGACGUCCAUCGGUGAGUGGCAGACGCUCACCACGAGCCUGCAGCGCGAGGGGCUGCAGCUCACACAUGUACCGACCCUGGUCGACCAGCUGUGGAACGACGAGACCGACCCUGCCCGCCGCCGCCCCGAGUUCACGAGGAAGGUCGCCGACCUGCAUCAUGUGGAAUAUACAGGAAUGUCAUGGCGCGAGAAAGUUUGGGCGGUGCGGAACGAGCUUCGCGAGAUAGGGGUUGACGCCAUGGUGGUGACGGCUCUGGACGAGGUGGCAUGGCUCCUCAACAUCCGGGGGAAGGACAUCCCCUUCGCCCCCCUGUUCAAGGCCUUCGUCAUCAUCAGCACGCGAGACAUCCGCGUGUACGCGCCGCCCGGGAAACUCUCCAUGCCGGUCCGAGAUGAGUUGGCCGUAUACAACUGUUUCGCCAACUCCAAUAAUUGUACCAAAGUUAACGAGUACACAACAAUAUACGCGGACCUCCGACGUGCGACCGAGUCCAAGAUCCUGAUUCCGAUAGGAGGGACGUUCCAGCGCGGGGCCUCCGCCGCCAUCGCUCUCAGCGUGCCCCAGGCCAAGAGAGUGCCCCAAGCCUCGCCCAUCAUAUACCUCAAGGCCCAGAAGAACCAGGCCGAGAUCAAGGGCAUGAAGCGAGCGCACCUGCGGGACGCCGUCGCCAUGUGCACCGUGCUCAGUUAUAUAGAGGGCAUGAACAAAGGCAAUUUAAACGAGCUGUCAGUGGCGGACAAAGUUGACCUGACACGGGCGACGCAGGCGGGCUACGUGGGUCUGUCGAUGCGCACGCGCGUGGGCUUCGGGCCCAACGGCGCGGACCCCGACUACCGCCCCACCAACAUCACCAGCCGCCGCAUAUUCACCAACUCCACCAUGAUCAUACAGUCGGGAGGGCAAUAUGAUGAAGGUACAACGGUCGUCUCCCGUACGGUGCACUACGGUUCCCCGAACGCCGCGGAAAAGCGUGCAUACACGGUGGUGCUACGGUCGCUCGCCGCAUUGAGUUCCCUGGCCGCGCCCGCCACGCUGCCCGCCGCGCACGCCGACCCGCUGGCACGGGCGCCGCUCUGGGCACACAAGCAGGACUACGCCCCGCCUACUGGACAUGGUGUUGGCGCCGCGCUUAAUAGACGAGAGGACCCGGUUGUAAUAGACUACAGGCAGGACACAAAUCUCCACUACUUUAGGGAAGGAUAUUUUAUAAACAGCGAACCAUCCUGGCAGGAGCCGAACAAGUUUGGUGUGAAACUGGGCAAUGUCCUGGAGGUAAUCUCCAAACCUGGCGGCUACUUGGGUUUCCGGGAGGUGACCCUCGUUCCUUACGAACCUAAACUUAUUGAUAAGAAUUUACUUACGGAUUAUGAGAUAAACUGGUUGAACGCUUACAACGAGAAGAUCCGGAAGACCGUGGGUCCCGAGCUGCAGCUGCAGGGGCUCACCAGCGUCUACUACUGGAUGAUGAACAAGACCGUACACAUCGACUCCCCCAGACACAAGCCGAGCGUCAACUGCGCGAUCUCGCAUACGGCGGCCGUCGGCGCUAUGGCGAUUGUCAUGGUUACGAUCAUGCAAUAA
This is a messenger RNA of Aricia agestis (brown argus), 2076 nucleotides long. RefSeq names its product xaa-Pro aminopeptidase 1-like. Bases 19 to 2076 code for a protein of 685 amino acids. Lineage: Eukaryota; Metazoa; Arthropoda; Insecta; Lepidoptera; Lycaenidae. The transcript has 10 exons. The record is from RefSeq and is a predicted model, not a curated record.